AUUUGGCUGGACGAAAAAGGCGGUCCUGCCUUCCGGGUCGCCGCUGCCGGGAAGGGCUGCACGCUGUCCCGGGGGCCGGCGGGCCCGGCGCGCCGACCGCGUCUCGCCUUUCGCGUCCACCUCGCUGCUCCGCAGAGCCGGCUGCCCGCGGCUCUUGCGCGACGCUCCCCGGCCCUGCCGCCUACCCUGGCCGCCCGCGCCCGGAGUCCCGCGGCCCAGCCGGUUCCGCGCGCCCCGCGGCGGCGGAUGGGCAGCAGGGUGGCCGGGCCUGAGCGGCGCGGGCUCCCAGGGCUGCUGGUGGGAUGGAUGCCCUGGAGGAUGCGAUUUGGGCCAACAGCACGGUGGUGCCCCCACCCCUGGCGCCAAAUGUCAGUGUGCCUCAUCGCUGCCUGCUGCUGCUCUACGAAGACAUCGGCACAUCUAGGGUCCGGUACUGGGACCUCUUGCUGCUCGUCCCCAAUGUGCUCUUCUUCAUCUUCCUGCUCUGGAAGCUUCCAUUUGCUCGGGCCAAGAUCCGCAUCACCUCCAGCCCCAUUUUUAUCACCUUCUACAUCCUGGUGUUCGUGGUGGCCCUGGUGGGCAUCGCCCGGGCCGUGGUGUCCAUGACGGUCAGCACCUCGAAUGCCGCCACUGUUGCUGACAAGAUCCUGUGGGAGAUCACCCGGUUCUUCCUGUUGGCCAUCGAGCUGAGUGUGGUCAUCCUGGGCCUUGCCUUUGGUCACCUGGAGAGCAAGUCAAGCAUCAAACGGGUGCUGGCCAUCACCACGGUGCUGUCCCUAGCCUACUCUGUCACGCAGGGGACCCUGGAGAUCCUGUACCCUGAUGCUCAUCUCUCGGCUGAUGACUUCAACAUCUACGGGCACGGGGGCCGCCAGUUCUGGCUGGUCAGCUCCUGCUUCUUCUUCCUGGUUUACUCUCUGGUGGUCAUCCUCCCCAAGACCCCGCUGAAGGAGCGCAUCUCCCUGCCUUCACGGAGGAGCUUCUACGUGUAUGCGGGUAUCCUGGCACUGCUCAACCUGCUGCAGGGGCUGGGCAGCGCUCUGCUGUGCGCCGACGUCAUCGAGGGGCUCUGCUGCGUGGACGCCACCACUUUCCUCUACUUCAGCUUCUUCGCGCCGCUCAUCUAUGUGGCCUUCCUCCGGGGCUUUUUCGGCUCAGAGCCCAAGAUCCUCUUCUCCUACAAAUGCCAAGUGGAUGAGACCGAGGAGCCAGAUAUGCGCCUGCCCCAGCCCUAUGCUGUGGCCCGACGGGAGGGCCAGGAGGCAGUGGGGGCUGCAGGGGCCUCAGCUGCCUGCUACUCGAGCACACAGUUCGAUUUGGCUGGUGGGGUUGCCUACCUGGACGACAUCGCCUCCAUGCCCUGCCAUGCCGGCAGUAUCAACAGCACGGAUAGUGAACGCUGGAAGGCCAUCAAUGCUUGAGAGUGGCCCCUGUCCUGCUGGGCCUGUGGAGGACAGAUCAGAGAGAGGCUAGGGGCCCAGAGUCCCAGGCGGAGGAGGCCGAGGUUGCAGGACCUUUUGCAGGCUGACGCCUGUGCAGGCCCUAUCUACACUCUGAGUCUGGAGGCCCCUUCCUGCCCUCGGGGCCCUUAGUUACCACAGACACUGCUGUUCUAGCUGGGGACCCUCCUCCCCCUUCCACCUACCCUCACCCUCUCAGCAAUGCGGCCCAGUCUUUGACAUCCCAGGGCUAGCUGGCUGAGGGGACUCCUUUCUCCAAAGCCUUGGCACCCAGGACUGGCAUGGCCCUCCUCCCCUUUGUGCCAUCCCCACAGCACUUUGACCUGCUCAAAGCCCACCAUGGUGGAUGGGCUGAAGUGUGUAUAUUUUCUUGAUCUACUUUUUAAUAAAAAAGGAAAUCGGAGCAGAA
Molecule: messenger RNA, 1869 nt
Organism: Cynocephalus volans (Philippine flying lemur)
Lineage: Eukaryota; Metazoa; Chordata; Mammalia; Dermoptera; Cynocephalidae
Gene: TPRA1
Product: transmembrane protein adipocyte associated 1
Exons: 11
Coding region: 303-1421 (372 amino acids)
Biological process (GO): G protein-coupled receptor signaling pathway
Cellular component (GO): plasma membrane
Molecular function (GO): G protein-coupled receptor activity
Source: RefSeq, a predicted model, not a curated record